Molecule: messenger RNA, 768 nt
Organism: Medioppia subpectinata
Lineage: Eukaryota; Metazoa; Arthropoda; Arachnida; Sarcoptiformes; Oppiidae
Source: the annotation of a GenBank genome assembly
AUGAACAACACCAACAACAAUAACCAUCAUCAAAAUAACAUCACCAACAAUAGCCAUAACCAUCACACAAGUAGUGUCGGACUCACCCAACAGUCCCACCUAUUCAACAGCCACCGGCACAACCAUCACCAUAAGGACAGUCACCAUCACCGGCGACAGUCUCAUCAUAAUAGUAACCAUCAUAAUAAUCAUCACCACUCGUCAGCCGCCGCGGCAUCGGCUGCUGCGGCCGCAGCGGCGGCCAGUUUACUGCAUCGGCACCACAACGGGUCGGCCAUUGCCACCGCUGUGGCCGCCAAUGGUUUGUUAGCGGCCGGAGGUGGGGGUCGGAUACCCACGUCCCCCAUGUCGCCCGCGAUGGCUGUCCCCACGUCACCAUUGCUCGGCUCAUCGGCACUGGCCACCACAACAGCCGCGGCCGCAAUGCUCAACGGCGGCGGUGCGGGCAUCGGCUCACUGGCCAACGCCAGCAACUCACUCAUGUCGGGCGCUCUGUCCUCGUCGGCGGCCGCGGCGGCCGUCAUAUCGGCUGCCCUACAGUCGCACACGUUGUCCACCGGUGGUAAUCAUCACCACAACAACAACGGCAACCACACCGGCAGUGCCUCAUCACCUCCGGGAGCGCUGGGCUCGGGCGGGGCCGCCGACUACUACACGGAAAGUUUGCGCCGACGGAAAGUGCAUAAAUGCGAUUUCGACGGAUGCGAAAAGGUUUACACCAAGAGCUCGCAUCUCAAAGCCCACAAACGCACCCACACCGGUAUGUAG